This is a messenger RNA of Caenorhabditis auriculariae, 459 nucleotides long. The record is from the annotation of a GenBank genome assembly. NCBI's taxonomy places the organism in Eukaryota, Metazoa, Nematoda, Chromadorea, Rhabditida, Rhabditidae.
AUGGCUGAUAUCCUCAUUCUUGCAUCAUUCUCCGCUCUGGCUAGACGCUCUUCGAGAGCUCUCCAGUUCACCAAAGUUUCCCAUGGUCUCUUUGACACCGCUGGCUUCAAUGGCUCGGACGGUACAAAUGGUUUCGACAUCAGCAACGGCUCCGAUGUCUCCAACGACUCCGAUGUCUCCAACGUCUUCAACGACUCCAGUGACUCUAACAGCUCCGAUGUCUCCAACAUCUCCAACGUCUCCAACGUCCACAACGGCUCCGAGGGUUCGAACGACUCCAACGGCUCCGAUGUCUCCAACGUCUCCAACGUCUCUUACGUGUCCAACGACUCCGAUGUCUCCAACGGCUCGAUCAACUCCAACGGCUCUACCGGUAAAACCGGCUCGAACGCCUCCAACAACUCCAACAGCUUCAAGGUCUCCAAGGUCUCCGACGGCUCCAACUUUCCUCUUACUUGA